CUUCAUUUUCUAAUCCUAAAUUUCACCCUAAUACUUCACUUCCAAAUGUCACGUCCAAAGCAUUUCAAGAUAAUUAAGGAAAUCAAAUCUCUUGAACAGAGACUUAUUACCAUCAAGUCAGAAAUGAACAAAUUAUCUGAUACUUCAUAUCCUAAAAGCACAAAUAAGGAAAGUUUGCAUAACAAUAACAUCGCUUUCACUAAGAAAAAAUAAAAAAAUGAAGAUCCUGCCUGAUAUCAACAAGAACCAUCCUGCUAGAUCACAUGUGAAUAGAAGUGUGAACUUAGGCACUCUUAAGGUGCCAAACCAGAUUCUUAAGAGGCGAAACCAGCUAAGUAAGGGUAGCAAUAGGAACCCCAACCGCUCAAUAGAUGUAAGAGAGGGGCUAGAGAACACUCCUCUAAAGGAAUUUAAGCAAAAUAAAUUUCAUAGUAAAAAAACCAGCAUUUUUGACAAUAAAAAAGCUAAAGAUAUCAACCUCAAAGGAAGUAAUGGCAGAGACAGUAUGAUCACACAGAAGCCGGAAAAGGCACCUAUGAAAACUAGUCAAAAAUUUUUCUCAGGGGUUGAUGAUGAAAGACAAUAUAUACCCCUCAAAGAGCGAAGGAGAAGACCUAGGAACAAGAGAAGGCUGGACCCGAUUCAUAGUUCCAUUGAGCCGAAGCCUAUCUCUAAAAUCAUUGAAAACAACAUAUCUAUAAUACAGAGAAGAGAGACAAGAAACAAAGAAAUGGCUGUAGCAUACAAUUGAUCAGAUGAAUUCCUCGAAUCUCUCAAGUCCUUACAGAGACAAGGCGUGAAGCUGAAAUAAGCCAGAAACCCUAAUGCAUAUCAAAAAGACAAAUAAAAGGAAGAACAAGAGAAGAUCCUCAAUUCAAUUUGACCCAGUGAAAACUCAAACCUUAUCUAUAAACCUCAAGAAUUUGAGUCAAACUAUAAAAAAGAAAGCAAGAAGUAAAUCAAGAAAUGGCCACUCGUCUGCUUUCCAAGAUAAAAGUUCUGCUAAAUCUGAAAGUCAUGAAGAAAAUAAAGGGAGUUUAAAAUCCCAGCAAAAGAACCACAAAAAGCCAAUUCAGCCUGAUAAAAAGCUUGAACCUUCUUUAAUCCUGACAAAGAUUCUUGACACUAGAGUACUUGCAAAGGAAGGAAAAAGACAAAUGAAAGUAAAGAUGAGUUUCCAAAAUAAGAAGCAACCAAGUCUCGAAAUUUCAUCAAAAGGUAAAUCUCCAAUUCCUGGUACCAAGAAGAAGACUAUUCCUGCUGAAAGAUAUUCCCCUCUGAACAAACACCUAAAUACAGAGGAUGUGAUUAAAUCAGAGUAUAUAGCCAACCUGAAGAAUGUUUCUAAGUCUCCUUCUCCUACUAAGAUAACUAAGCUCAGUUCAAAGAAAAUACCUCCUAAAGAGAAAGAAGUUAGGCUCCCAAAUGAAAAUACAGAGGAGUUCAAUAGUAUGAAAGAGAUUCCUCAGACAAAAGAGGCUAUCCAGAAAAUUCUACCUCAUAACAAAAGAACUAGUAUGAAUCUAGAGCUUUAUAAAAAUCAGAUGGAGAAGGUCUUCUGAGUGAAUAACUCCCAUAGAGGCACUCCAGACUCUUUCAUUGACUGCUCAAAGUUCAAAGAGAAAUGUAAGAAAUUGUGCACAGCAAGGUUCAAAGACACAGAAGAGGCUAAAGACUCUCUAGCAGAGAACUCUAAAAUCAUUCCAGAGACUCCACCCAAUGUUGAUGAAAGCCAAAGUACGGAGAAAAGAGAUUUCAAAUCAGUGGAACCUUCUGAGGGUCAUGGAUCAUUACAUCGCUCUGGAACUCAAACUAGAGAGAAAGUGAAAAGCAAUAUAAGCUCUUACUGAAAUAAAGAAGAAAAAAAUCCCAAGAUGCAAGAAUUAACAUUUUGAAAAGCAAAGGAAGAAGAAAAGCAAGAUAAAAAUUCAGAUAAACACAAUCUUGAGAGUAAAGAUUCUUCUCUUUACAAUACAAAUCUAAAUGCCAAAGAAAUUAUGUCUAAUUAUCAAAGUGACAGCUUUUUCAAUACUUCCAGAGACCCUAACUCACGUCUUCAACUUGUUAACAAGGAAAAUACUAAGGAUAAUGAAAAGAAGUCAGUAAGCUCACCAGAAAAGAGUCCAAAGAAUGGUACACCAGAAGAAGAAUACCCUAAAUCUUCAAAUGAAGAAAUUCUCAAACCCAAGAUUACCCUCAACAACGGCGGUAAAGAUGUCCCUCAAGAUAUUUCAAAAGAAGAGGUGAAGGCUUCUCCUGGAGCUAUUUUAGAAAUUAAUAAUGGCAACACAGAAGAACAAGAUGCGAGUGUUGAUAUCUCCCAGAAGUCAAUGACAAUCAAGAAUAGUACUGAGGUCCACUUGAACAACACAGCUGAUGGGAAAAAUAACUUUAAUAAUAGUGUCGAAGAUUCUCUUCAACAACAAGAGUCAUUAGUGAAUGAUCAAGCAAGUAACUCGAAAGAAAUGCUAAGUAGCACCAUUCAAAAAUUUGAUAAAUUUUCCAGUGUCUCUAGUGCUCUUGAAGAAAACAUGAAUGUACAAGAGUUACCAAAGGGAAAUGCUCCAACCGUUCAUAUAUCUCUCAAAGCAGAUAAGAAUCCAUUAGGAUUAUCAGCUCCUCUAAAUGAUGCAGCUGCAUUAAAGAACCAACAGGAAAAUAAAAUGCUUAUUAAGAUGAAUUCUAUCGAGUCAAAGAACUCAUUGAUUGUGCCGAGGACAAAUUCUCAGUCAGUCCCAGGGAAUAAUUCCAACGUUCCUCGUUCCAGUAAAAGUAUAUGGACCUUCUACAAUUCCAAAGAAGGAUCAGUCAUCAACGAAAAUGAAGAAAUCGAGAUCAUGUCUAAUGUUCCAAGCUUCAAUGGAGAAUACAAUUAUGGAAUCAAAGAGUCAGAGAUAAACCAAGAGGAAUCCAGGGAUAAGGUAUUUGAGCAAUACUUUGGAGGGUUACAAGAGUCCCCCCAAAGAGAUUCUUCAGGAACCUGCACCAAAAAUGAAUCGUCACAAAAGAUACCACUAGUCAGAUCUAAAACAGCAGAUUUUAAUGCUAAGAAAACUGAGAGAUAUGAUACUUCAGUUUCUCCAACUGAGAGGGAACAAGCAUCAUGAAUCAGAGUAAGACUAGUGGAACCAAGAUCAAUAAUCCCCUCUUGGCCUGUAUUCAAGUCUAAAUAAAUGCACCUUAAGCUA
Molecule: messenger RNA, 3188 nt
Organism: Moneuplotes crassus
Lineage: Eukaryota; Ciliophora; Spirotrichea; Euplotida; Euplotidae
Source: the annotation of a GenBank genome assembly